Molecule: messenger RNA, 5388 nt
Organism: Nyctereutes procyonoides (raccoon dog)
Lineage: Eukaryota; Metazoa; Chordata; Mammalia; Carnivora; Canidae
Gene: KATNAL1
Product: katanin catalytic subunit A1 like 1
Exons: 11
Coding region: 151-1623 (490 amino acids)
Biological process (GO): microtubule severing
Cellular component (GO): microtubule cytoskeleton; microtubule
Molecular function (GO): microtubule binding; ATP binding; ATP hydrolysis activity
Source: RefSeq, a predicted model, not a curated record
CCUCGCGGCUGCCAUGGCAACCGUACGCCGCCGCCACCGCCGCCUCUUCACGCACGUCGGGAACUAACGGACUCGGCGGCCGCCCCCAACCGGGCCGCCUCGCCAACCGCCGGCCGGGCUGCGGCACCUAGUGUAGGUCUCUGCAAGAAGAUGAAUUUGGCUGAGAUUUGUGACAAUGCAAAGAAAGGAAGAGAAUAUGCACUUCUUGGGAACUAUGACUCAUCAAUGGUAUAUUACCAGGGGGUGAUACAGCAGAUUCAGAGACAUUGCCAGUCAGUCAGAGACCCAGCUGUCAAAGGCAAAUGGCAACAGGUUCGGCAGGAAUUAUUGGAAGAAUAUGAACAAGUUAAAAACAUUGUCAGCACUUUGGAGAGUUUUAAAAUGGACAAGCCCCCAGAUUUCCCUGUGUCCUGUCAAGAUGAACCAUUUAGAGAUCCUGCUGUUUGGCCACCCCCUGUACCUGCAGAACACAGAGCUCCACCUCAGAUAAGGCGUCCCAAUCGAGAAGUAAGACCUCUGAGGAAAGAAAUGCCAGGAGUAGGAGCCCGGGGACCUGUAGGCCGAGCACAUCCUAUAUCAAAGGGUGAAAAACCCUCUACAAGUAGAGACAAGGAUUAUAGAGCAAAAGGAAGAGAUGAUAAGGGAAGGAAGAAUAUGCACGAUGGUGCGAGCGAUGGUGAAAUUCCUAAAUUUGACGGUGCUGGGUAUGACAAGGAUCUGGUGGAAGCCCUGGAGAGAGACAUUGUAUCCAGGAAUCCCAGCAUUCAUUGGGAUGACAUAGCAGAUCUGGAAGAAGCUAAGAAGUUGCUAAGGGAAGCUGUUGUUCUUCCAAUGUGGAUGCCUGACUUUUUCAAAGGGAUUAGAAGGCCAUGGAAGGGUGUACUGAUGGUUGGACCCCCGGGCACUGGUAAGACUAUGCUAGCUAAAGCUGUUGCCACUGAAUGUGGCACAACAUUCUUCAAUGUUUCAUCUUCUACACUGACAUCUAAAUAUAGAGGUGAAUCUGAGAAGUUAGUCCGUCUGUUGUUUGAAAUGGCUAGAUUUUAUGCGCCCACUACGAUCUUCAUCGAUGAAAUAGAUUCUAUCUGUAGUCGAAGAGGGACCUCAGAUGAACAUGAGGCAAGUCGCAGAGUCAAGUCUGAACUACUCAUUCAGAUGGAUGGAGUUGGAGGAGCUUUAGAGAAUGAUGAUCCUUCCAAAAUGGUUAUGGUAUUGGCCGCUACUAAUUUCCCAUGGGACAUUGAUGAAGCUUUGAGAAGGAGAUUAGAAAAGAGGAUAUAUAUACCUCUCCCAACAGCAAAAGGAAGAACUGAGCUGCUGAAGAUUAAUCUUCGUGAAGUUGAACUGGAUCCUGACAUUCAACUGGAAGAUAUAGCAGAGAAGAUUGAGGGCUAUUCUGGUGCUGAUAUAACUAAUGUUUGCAGGGAUGCCUCUUUAAUGGCAAUGAGACGGCGAAUCAAUGGCUUAGGUCCAGAAGAGAUCCGUGCACUUUCUAAAGAGGAACUUCAGAUGCCUGUUACCAAAGGAGACUUUGAAUUGGCUCUUAAGAAAAUUGCUAAGUCUGUCUCUGCUGCAGACUUGGAGAAGUAUGAAAAAUGGAUGGUCGAAUUUGGAUCUGCUUGAAUUUCUGUCAGCUCUUUCAUUUCUGGUAUUUUUAUUUAUAAAAUGUGAAGAAAUUCCCUGCAGUUUUUUUUUAAGAAACAAGUUUAGAACUUUUCAUUGGAGAGACUUUUCCCUUAAAGGAAAAAACCUAAAACCACAAAGGAUAUAAAUAUAGCUGGGAAAGAAGAAAAGCUUACAUAGGGAGCCUGAUAGUCUCCAUCACCUGGCUUUGUGCUGGUACUCCAUGCGUUAAUAUUGCACAUACAAAGCAGUAUGUCAGGGAGGCUGAAGAGUGAUCAGUAUGCUCUUGGAGAAGCUUGUUUACAAAGGGUUUUGAAGGACCUCUCUUUUGUACUUGUACUUGUUGGUUUUUGUUUUUUUCUAUUCUUGGCUCUGAGCAUGAGGGACCUAUCUAUGUCAACUUUUAACAUCAAAACUGGGUUUGUGUCAAAUUCAUUGUUAAAAAUGAUAGUUUUGAAUUAAAUACGGAAUUUGUUAGUUAGACCUUUAGAAUUCCACUCUUACUGUCACAGUCUAUCAUAUAGUUGAAUUUUUAACCCUCUCCUCCCCUACCAUUUCUUCUAUUAGCUAUCUAAUCAUUUAUUCAGUUUUACGAUAACCUCAUGCCUUGUGGUCUUUGAAGUGUUUUGUCAGAUUGUUUCUCUGGUCUUUAGUAUUUUUUGCUGGUACUUAUGUGGGAAGGGUGGGAUUGCAUAAGAUGCACUUCUCCAUUCUAGAAUUCUGGAUUUAUUUUCACUUUUCUUUCAAUACAUUCAGAUAAGUCCUUUAUUUUCCUCAGCUCUAACAUUGAUUUUUGCUGAACUUGACUUUCAUAUUCUAAAUAAAUACUUUGGUAUUCUAAAGAAGUCCACUCUCUGUGGCUAAUGCAAAACAAACAAAACAAAAUCUUUAUAGUUUUCCAGACAGCUAGUUUAACAAAAUAGCAUUGUAUUUAAUGAGUGACAUUCAUUUGAAAUUUUAAAAUUUCUUGUCUAGGUUGAGAACUUAGACACUACAUAUAGUAAGAUUAGAAUAGAAAUCUGACAUGCACAUUCAGUUCAGCAGGGGUUAGAUGAUAACAAGAGGCCAAAAAUAGUAGAUGGUGUGUAUCUAAUCACAAGUAGAAUAUCCUGUUGUUUAUUUUUUUAAAGUUACAUUUAUCCCAUUUAGGUUGGGCAACCUGUGCUUUAAUGGUGAUGCUUUUUAAAGUUUAUACUUGAUGUUGUCUUGAAUUCUCCAUUUUGGAGAGUACCCACUGGUUUAAAACUAAAAAUAAUAGAACUUUUUAGACACAACAAAAAAACUCCUAGUAUCUUGGUUUAAGAGAAUUUUUUUCCCUGUUAAGAAUUAUAUAAUUUUCAGAUAACUUAAGUCUGAUUCAAAACUCCAGUAUUUUAUGCAAUGCUGUAAGUUACCCCCUUUCCUCUGAGGCAUAGUUUAUAAGAGUUAAAAUUAUAAGACAUCAUGAUUUUAUUUUAAUUGAAUUAAUUUAUUUUAAAAAAUUGAAAUAAGUUUUAUUUAUGAACUUUUAAAAUAAAGAAAUAAAUGAUCACACUAAGAUGACCUUGCAAACUGUUGCUAUCCAGUAACAUUUUUUUUUUUCCUGAAGUCCUAGGGGCAGCCAUUAAAACAUAUCUGUUUUGAUUGCUAAAACUUGUUAGACUGUUUUUCUAGGUCUUGUGUUAUUUGUCUUGGCAUGUAUUUCAUCUUUUUAAAAUCCUUCAUGGAUAAUGAUAUGGUAAUUAUGAUUUUAAAAAAUUACCAGUUAAGUAGUAUUUGGACACUCAAGCUUCCUAGAAGCUUAUCUUUGCUAUGAUGGUGAAUCAGGUGUACUUUUUUAUUUCCCUCUUUCUCAUUUUGUUCUGUCAAUGGAUGGGGAAUGCUUUGUAUUUCUUAACCCCCUUCAAGGAUCUUGAGGAGAUGGCUCAGGUGUUCUAUCCAGCCAUUACUGUACACAGUAUGUAUGCUGUCUUUAUCACAAGAUGGUAUGUUGCCUUACUCAGAAUGAGAAAAUUUUGGUGUUUUGCUUUCUUUUUUCUAUGUUGCAUUAUCAAAUUAGAACGAUUUGGUUCCUUUACAUCAUCUAAAAACCUGAUAUCUUGGGCUCUGCAACACAAUUAUCUUAGGACUGGGUUUUGUACUAUUCCGUCUUGCAGAUAUCUGAUCAGAUAGUUCCUUUGUUCAGCGGACUUGCAUUGGUUGCUUACUGUGUACAAGACCCUUGGGUGAAAGCUUUGUGGCUUACAAAGUUGGACCAGGCUGUGCAGUUCUGACUGGGCACUUCCUAUAAUUACACUGUGUUGCUUCUGGCUCCAACUAAUUAAAUGAGUUCAAAUCUUAAAAGGAGAGGCACAGUAAUCUAUAUAUGCUUUGGAAAGAUAAUAUAUACAGGUUUUUCUCUUUUUCUCCUUUAAAUCUGCUUUAAAACAAAAAGUUUGUUUGAACAAUGUAUCAUAGAUCUAUUUUCAUGAGCCAUUUCCCAAAGUUCAUGUAUAUUAUAAACAUGUACACUUGUAAUUAUGGCACAUGUGUAAUUAUGAUAAACAUGUAUGCAUGUUACAUGUUUAUGGUAAAUGUUUUGCUCUCAUAAUCAUUUUAUUUUUUAAAGGAACUUAGUGUUGAUGAAAUUACCAGACAAAUGACUUUUAAAUACAGGCUGAAGCCUUCUAGAAAUCCACACAGGAAAAUAACGAUGCACAGGCUUUUAUCUUCUAGUCAGUGGCAGUGUAGAGAUUCUAGAAUGAUCAAAACACAGUUUGGGCUUGGGCCUCUGUCUCCAGAAAAAGCAAGACUGCUUGGAAGAGGAAACAUGUUGUGGUCUAGCUGCAUAAUUAGGGGCUUUAGUUGAGCUCUUGAGAUUGCAGGUUUUAUGAUGUGAUAUUUGACUGAAAAGUAUAGGCUGAAACCACUAAUUACUCAAAAAGUGAGCAAGCAGUAUCUACUAUGAACAAACAUACAGGUAUUUAAGAGAAAAAAAAUAUGUGCAUACAGCUCCAGUGUACAAUAUAAUUGUCACUCAUUCUCUUGGCUCUAUGUAGCCUGACUCUACUGAACACAAAGUUACUGAUAUUCUUUAGGUUUUGCACAGCUUGAGUUUGUGUGAGCUCCUGCAUUGGAAGUUUCUUAUAUAGUGUUAAAUCUAUGAUGAGAAUUGUAAAAUGACAUAGUUAUGUUUCCCUCUACUCCACCCUAACUGGAGUUAAAGUGAAGGACUUAGGCAGGUAUUUCAUGUUGUGUGGGCUUUGGCUCCUUCAGUAUUAUCUUGAUUAUUGAGUCCUUUUUGUGUAUCAGUAGAUCCCCACUCUUUCUUUUAUCUUAGUUAAUAAAUCACCUUAACCUGUAUCCUGUGUGAUAGGUAUAAAAUAUUAAAGAUAUCUGCUGGCCUUUUCCAAGAAAGGGCCACAUUAACUUGAAGGAAACAAUAGUAAUUUUUCUUCUGACAUUUUUCUGUGUCUUUUGUUCCUUAAUUGUUUGAUUGUAUGGUAUUUUUUACAUAUCACUUAAUCUGUGAUGCACAUAAUAUUUAUGUGGACCUAAAAGUUUGUCACAAUAGAAAGAGUAGAACUACAUUUGGAGGGCUUGUUAGGAAAUAAAAAUAUUUGAACCUCAUAUGUUAUAUUCUCAUUUCCACUAAUUAUUUUUGUAGAAAAGGGUAAAAACUCUGUUAUAAUUACUAUAUUUACUUAUUUAUACUUUUAAAUUGGACUUUCCAUACUUAUUUAAUUUUUAAAGGAAAUUUGCUUUUAGUAUUGUUUCUUGAUGUAGAAACUGUAUAAGUACUUUAAA